AAUUUGUUAAAGGUCUUAAUUAUUUACCCUAAUUCAAUAUGUUUUAGACUGUUCUUAUGUUAAGCUGUAACAAGCAUGUCCGUACAUCAUUCAUCUGGUAUUCCACGAAGGAAAUCGUUCAUUCAACCUGAUGUCAACCCAUUUGUUCAUACUAUUAACCUGACCGUGCUGCAGAAAUGCCAGGUCGCCUUGAUGUCUGUAACAUUGGCUCCUAUAAGAAUUGUGGCAGUUUUUGUAACUUUUUUAUUUACAUGGUUCAUUGGCUGUUUAGUUACACUUGGGGUGCAAAUCGGAGACAAAAAUCCAGUCGGACAUAUUCGCUUAGCUUUAUUUCAAAGUCUGCGUGUGUUGGGAAGAUUAAUACUAUUCAUUAUGGGUUUCCAUUGGAUUAAUGUUAAAGGGACAAGAGUAGAAGUUGAUAAAGCUCCAAUUCUUGUUGUUGCCCCACAUUCUAGUAUGUUUGAUGUUCUGAUAAGCUUUGUUUACGGGCCAAGUUCAUCCGGUGUGUCUCGUGCGGAAAAUUUUAGCAUCUAUGGAAUCGGAACUUUACUAAAGUCAUUUCAACCCGUGCUAGUAUCAAGAACUGACCCAGAUUCGAGACAAAAAACAGUUCAAGAAAUCUGCAGACGUUCAGUUCAGAUGAAAGGACAUUGGCCUCAGAUUGUGAUUUACCCAGAAGGAACAUGCACUAACCGUAAAUCGCUAAUUACAUUCAAAUCUGGUGCCUUUAUCCCUGGCGUUCCUGUUCAGCCAGUUGUUUUGCAAUAUUUAAAUAAAGUUGACACUUAUUCAUGGACCUGGAACGGCCCAAGUAGUCUAACUUUGCUGUGGCUUACACUCUGUCAAUGGAACAACAGUGUGCGGGUUCAUUUUCUCCCUGUGUAUCAGCCAAACAUGGAAGAACAACAAAAUCCAAGUCUAUUUGCAAACAAUGUUCGAAUGUUAAUGGCAGAUAUACUGGAUCUCCCAUGCACAGAUCACACAUUUGAGGAUUGUAGACUCAUGAGAGAAGCAGAAAACUUGAAUAUGCCAAUGGAGACCGGUCUUAUUGAGUUUACCAAGUUAAACAGAAAAUUAGGAAUGAAUCUCGACGCUUUAAAAGGAAGACUGCAUGAAUUUUCGAUGCUAGCUCAACAGCAGCCAGAUAAGAUGCUGAAUAUCGACAACUUUGCAAAAUCGUUGAACGUCCCAGUUACUGAAGCACUGGAAGAUUUAUUUAAGCUGUAUGACCGCAAUGAGAGUGGUUUGAUCGAUUUUCGGGAAUAUGUUAUUGGUUUGUCUCUGGUUUCUAAGCCUGCAGUAACAUCUGAAACAGUACAGCUGGCAUUUAAGGUCUUUGAUACUGACGUUGAUGGCUUUAUUUCUGCACAGGAAUUUAUUAAAGUAAUGUCCGCUACAUUUGGUGAUAAUUUUAAUGGGAAAAAAAUUUUUAAUGAAAUAACGCGGAAAAAUCCAGAAAGAGUUUCUUAUGAGGAAUUCUACGACUUUGCAACUCAGCGACCCGAAUAUGCCAAACUGUUUGUUUGGUAUUAUGAUAUGCAACAAGAUGAGUUUGAUAAAAAGCAAGAGGAUGAAGAAACUAAUGAAUCAGGAAGUGUGUUAACUUAUAGACAACAUAUAAAACUCAAAACUGUUGAUCAGUAAUAAAAGAAUUUAUAAAAUCUUAGUUGAUAAAGACAUUUGUGGUAAUGGACAACUUUGGCCUAAGGUGUCAUGCAGUAGGACCUCACCCACAUAGAAACAAUAAUAUAGAUAUUUGUUUAAUAUUGGAAUUCAUGCACAUAAAAUUUUAAGCGGUUGAUCUUACUUGUAUGUUGUAUAUAACAUAUAUACAAAUGAAAUCAUACGUACUGUUUUGUCGCAUCUGUAACUUCCCUAGAUCUGUAACACAAACCACACAGUGUGUAAACUGCUAAGGUGCAAUUUUAAUCAUAACCAUUUUGUAUCUUGCACAACAGUCUGUUGUUUCUUCAAAGGUUAAGUACUGUGGAAUUUUCCUUCACAUAGUAUUGCUAAAGGCU
Ciona intestinalis (vase tunicate) is the source of this 2021-nucleotide messenger RNA. RefSeq names its product lysophosphatidylcholine acyltransferase 2. Lineage: Eukaryota; Metazoa; Chordata; Ascidiacea; Phlebobranchia; Cionidae. The record is from RefSeq and is a predicted model, not a curated record. Gene Ontology annotation, molecular function: lysophosphatidic acid acyltransferase activity; calcium ion binding. Gene Ontology annotation, cellular component: endoplasmic reticulum.